CGAGCCGCUGCGGCGCCGAGGGGGGAUUCUGCCCAGUGCGCGUGCUCGCCCAGCGGCCACCCCUCUCGUAUGUUAGCGUUCGCGGCCUCGCGCACUCCCGCUGGGCCGGCUCAGUCGGGCCCCAGCCAGCGCAGGAGGCGGCGGCGGCUCUGCGAGUGGAGCAUCCGCAGCAGGAGCAGCGGGGGGAGGAGGGCGCAGCAGGGAACAGCCGAGUCCGGGCUGCCGCCUCUCCCCGUCAGAGGGGGCGGGAGAGAGCGGAGGGGGCCGAGGGAAGGGGCGACCGUCACCCCCUCACCCAGCGCCGCCGAGCGACUCCUGCUCUCGGGGGCGGGGGCGAGUCUCCACGGGGCCCCUUCCAGCAGCCCGGUCCCCGCGCCGCGCCCCCAGCCUGGAGGGCGGGCUGGGCCGCUGGGGACCUCGGGGGGCGGUUGUUCUUUCCAGCCUGGUUGUAGCGGGUGUGAAGGCCAGGGGCGUGUGUGGCGGGGACCUCAACUGCGGACCAGAUGGGGGACGUUUGGGCGGGUUGAUUAGCUGCCCUAAGUAGCAUGAAUAAUUUGGGGGGAGGGAGGGCUGCUGUGGAUAGCUAUUGCUGGGGGCAUGGCCGGGAGCCUCUUUCUCGGUGGGUGGGUUAAUUAGUGGCCAGUUUUCUCGGGAUUAUCCCUCUUUUCUCUCCAUUUCCCCCCUGGUUUCCACUGCUUUAGUUGGGUCCCAUAUGUGUAUUUUACACUGUCCCUGGCGGAGAAGGGGAGAAUUUUAAAUUCUCCAUCCCCAACUUUCCAACCAUCACACACAAUCCUGCCCGGGAGGACAGAAGCAGCGGCCAGGUGUUGGUGAUUCCAGACUCAGACAGUUAGGGGUUCAGUUCUGAGGAAGCAGAGACGCGAGGGGCUUAUUGGAUUGAAUCUAUUUUUUUGCGCAGGCUGCCACAGCUCUACAUCAAUAUCUUCACUUCUCUUCCCCACCCUCCUCUCCCCCGAGGGGGGGAGGAGCUGGGAAUCACUUUUAAUAUCCCCCACCCCUUCCCCAACAUACCUUGGUCCCUGGGGGCACAAGCCAGGCAUCACCCAUUGUAGUACCAGGAGAACAUAAUCCUCAUCGCUCCUUUCCUGGCUUUGGGGGCUCCAGCAGGACACUGCUCCCUCCCCUGGAGUGCAGAUCAGAGAGGCCCUGAGAGGACUUCAUUAGCACCCUCUUCUCAGGGGGCACCAAGGAAAGAAAGGUACUAGCAAGCCUUCACCUCACUGAGAGAGCCAGGACUGAAGUACCAGUUAUUGGGGGCACUGAAAGAAGCACCCAUCUUUGACAAUCCUUCAUCUCCUACCCCCUACUCACCAAACCUCUGAGUUCCAUUAAAAGGAGAUCCCGGAGGUUGCAAGACUAGUAAAACAAGAUGUGCAGCUCAGUUGCUCCCAGGCUGUGGUUCUUAACAGAUCGUCGUAUCAGGGAAGACUACCCACAACAGGAGAUCCUGAGGGCGCUCAAGGCCAAGUGCUGUGAAGAGGAACUAGACUUUCGGGCCUUGGUGAUGGAUGAAGUGGUACUGACCAUUGAGCAUGGAAACUUGGGUCUCCGGGUGAAUGGGGAGCUCAUUACUGCCUAUCCACAGGUGGUGGUUGUACGUGUGCCAACACCCUGGGUCCAGAGCGACAGUGACAUCACGGUCCUUCGCCACUUGGAGAAGAUGGGCUGCCGGUUGAUGAAUCGGCCCCAAGCCAUCCUCAACUGCGUCAACAAGUUCUGGACCUUCCAGGAGCUGGCUGGUCAUGGUGUGCCUCUUCCAGACACCUUCUCCUAUGGUGGUCAUGAGAACUUUGCCAAAAUGAUUGAUGAAGCGGAGGUGCUGGAGUUUCCCAUGGUGGUGAAGAACACACGGGGUCAUCGAGGCAAAGCUGUAUUCCUGGCACGAGAUAAGCACCAUUUGGCAGACCUGAGCCAUUUAAUUCGUCAUGAGGCCCCUUACCUGUUCCAGAAAUAUGUCAAGGAGUCCCAUGGCAAGGAUGUUCGUGUCAUCGUGGUAGGCGGCCGCGUGGUGGGGACCAUGCUGCGCUGCUCAACAGAUGGGAGGAUGCAGAGCAACUGCUCACUUGGCGGUGUAGGGAUGAUGUGCUCACUGAGCGAACAAGGCAAGCAGCUGGCAGUCCAGGUGUCAAACAUCCUGGGGAUGGACGUGUGUGGCAUCGACCUACUGAUGAAAGAUGAUGGCUCGUUCUACGUCUGUGAGGCCAAUGCAAAUGUAGGUUUCAUUGCCUUUGACAAGGCUUGUAAUCUAGAUGUAGCUGGUAUCAUAGCGGACUACGCCGCUUCUCUCCUCCCCCCCGGUCGCUUGACGCGGCGCAUGUCCUUGCUCUCUGUGGUGUCCACGGCCAGCGAGACGAGCGAGCCAGAGCUGGGCCCUCCAGCUAGUGCCGCUGUCGACAACAUGAGCGCUAGCUCCAGCUCUGUCGACAGCGACCCUGAGACCACGGAGAGAGAGUUGCUCACCAAGCUCCCGGGGGCUUUAUUCAACAUGAACCAGCUACUAGCCAAUGAGAUCAAACUCCUUGUGGAGUGACGCCGCUGGAAAUGCCUGGCCAGCAACACUCUUGUGCAUUUCUUUUUAAACCAACUUGCAAUGCUGUUUAUCAGAGAAGCUCAGGGAGAUGAAUGGAGUGGGGAGGGAAUUAGUCGAAAGGGUGAGAUUAAAAGGUGCAUGUUCUCCGCUUGCUGCUCUUACUUUUUAAUCCUCCAGAACAUAUGAUUGGCUUCAUUUUUUGGCAGCCAAUCUCUAGUCAGUGAUGCCCAGUUCAAACCCACGUGGGGAUUUUAUUUAUGUGCCGCUGUAGUCCCAAGCUUGUCACAGAACUUGUGUAUUGAUGGGGAAAUAUUACAGCGCAAUUCACGCUUCUGGUUUUGGAAUGCUAUCUUGCAAUUCUCCAAAAGCAUCUGUGAACUCAUGCAGCUGGGAACUCUCUCCUGCCUCUUUAAGAGCUUGAUCUUGUGAAUUGCUUGAGUGCCUUUAGUUUCCAAGAGAGCUGAGGGUGCUCAAGGUCUGAUAUUUCAAAGGUGCUGAGCAGCUGCAGUUCCCACUUACGUAAGUGGGAGCUGUGAAAGUUCAGCAUCUCUUAAAAUCAGCCCGUUGUGACCUUGCAGGAUCUGGCCUUGAGUGAUGGGGCAGGGACAGGAAACUCGAGCUUUCAGUACAAACCUGCGACUUCUGCCAUCUCAGUAUUAACUGGCAUGUGUCCACAAAAAUGUGUCCAUAUUUGUUUAUAAAGCUUUUGAGGGGGGGAUGUUUUUUAAAUUUGUGUUUUUUAUCAUUUUAAAUCCUGGGGCAGGUGUGUAGAGGAAUCAGUCAUGUUCUCAUUCAUGGCAGAAGUGGCACGUUUUAACUAUUUUUGCACGAUUGGAGGAAAUAAACAGCAUUGUAAUGUUCGGUGUACAAAAUAAUGUUUAACCAAUGUGAAAAAGAAUUACACUAGUUUAAAACAAAUGUGCAUUGACUUGUAUUUGUUAGUGUUUUAGUCUUUUUGAGAGAGAGAUGCUAUGUUAAUGUUCCAUUUUUUUAAUACAUGCUAGUCCAACACACCCUUCUCUAUGCCUGCAUCUUUAACAGUGGCCAAAGUGAGAACACCACAAACUAUUUAACAAAACACUGACUUGAAGCCUGUAAAUCAUUCUUUUAUUUUUGUCAUUUUUCCCCUGGGAAACGUGGUAGGGUGUGGAGGAGGGAAAAGGUUGGUUGAAACCUCAGACAUUUAGGAUAAAUCUGAAGUUGGUUCGUUACCACUAUUACUAGGCUUGUAUUUUCCACACUGAAAAUGUCUCAACUCUGAUGUCAGCUGAGCUCCAAAACAUGGAUCCAGGAGAAAAAUACACAGUUCUUGGCUUUGGGAAACUAUGCAGCAGAUUAAAAAAAAAAAAAAAAGGGC
Messenger RNA from Caretta caretta (loggerhead turtle), 3908 nucleotides. RefSeq names its product ribosomal modification protein rimK like family member B (gene RIMKLB). Gene Ontology annotation, cellular component: cytoplasm. The record is from RefSeq and is a predicted model, not a curated record. Gene Ontology annotation, molecular function: metal ion binding; ATP binding; N-acetyl-L-aspartate-L-glutamate ligase activity. Gene Ontology annotation, biological process: protein modification process. Lineage: Eukaryota; Metazoa; Chordata; Testudines; Cheloniidae.